ACUUUCACCAGGCACUACUUCUCCGGCUGCGCACGUGGAAACACUAGAUUAAUGAUUCCUUUCUGUGCGGUUAUGUCGCGAGCUGCAGCGGCACGUUCCACUUCUUUUUCAGAGUUCUCGCGCGGGAGGAGGAACAUUUUGUAGAGCAGCAGACGUGCUGAGAAUGAGUCCCGCAUAACUUGGGGUAUUGUUGUUAUCUACCCCCCCUCCUCUCCUUCCUCUCUUUUUCCCCCUUGUCUCUCCAGUUUGAGUCAUUGCACAGAAGUAUGGUAGAUAAAGGCCCCUUGUUGACCUCUGCCAUCAUCUUUUACCUGUCCAUUGGGGCAGCUAUUUUUCAAGUUCUGGAGGAGCCCAAUUGGAAGCGGGCUGCCGAUCGGUAUAAUGAACAGAAGGAUGAACUUCUUAAGGACUAUCCGUGUCUGACGAAAGCUGAUUUGGACAGAAUAUUAGAGGCGGUGUCUGAUGCAGCAGGCCAAGGGGUCACGAUAACUGGCAGCAAGACCUUCAACAACUGGAACUGGCCUAAUGCUGUUAUCUUUGCCGCCACUGUUAUCACUACUAUCGGAUAUGGAAACAUUUCACCUAAAACAUCAGAAGGCCGUGUAUUCUGUAUCUUCUACGGACUCUUUGGUGUGCCUUUGUGUCUUACCUGGAUCAGUGAGCUGGGAAAGUUCUUUGGUGGUCGUGCCAAGCACCUGGGACAGUUUCUAACCAAAAAAGGAUUCUCACUGAGAAAGGCUCAGUUUACCUGCACAGCUAUUUUCCUGCUCUGAGUGCUGGUCCAUUUAGUUCUUCCACCUUUUGUGUUUAUGCCCCAGGAGGGUUGGUCAUAUGUUGACGGCUUGUACUUCUCAUUUGUUACCUUGACCACCAUUGGCUUCGGGGACUUGGUCGCAGGUGUCGAACCAAAUAAAGAGUACCCAACUUUGUACCGUUACUUUGUGGAAGUUUGGAUCUAUCUUGGGUUGGCCUGGCUUUCCUUGUUCUUCAACUGGAAAGUGCGAAUGGUGAUUGAGGCCCAUAAGGCGCUGAAGAAACGGCGCAAGCUUCGUAAGCUAUCUCUGGAAGAGCUCAGGCACUACAAAGAGUCUCAGAAGGCUGCGCUUCGUUUGCCACCCACUCCUAAUGACGUCA
This is a messenger RNA of Labrus bergylta (ballan wrasse), 1134 nucleotides long. It is a transcript of the gene kcnk5a, whose product is annotated as potassium channel, subfamily K, member 5a. The record is from RefSeq and is a predicted model, not a curated record. NCBI's taxonomy places the organism in Eukaryota, Metazoa, Chordata, Actinopteri, Labriformes, Labridae. Gene Ontology annotation, cellular component: plasma membrane. Gene Ontology annotation, molecular function: outward rectifier potassium channel activity; potassium ion leak channel activity. Gene Ontology annotation, biological process: stabilization of membrane potential; potassium ion transmembrane transport.